Molecule: messenger RNA, 2917 nt
Organism: Elephantulus edwardii (Cape elephant shrew)
Lineage: Eukaryota; Metazoa; Chordata; Mammalia; Macroscelidea; Macroscelididae
Gene: KIF3B
Product: kinesin family member 3B
Exons: 8
Coding region: 67-2310 (747 amino acids)
Biological process (GO): microtubule-based movement
Molecular function (GO): microtubule binding; microtubule motor activity; ATP binding
Source: RefSeq, a predicted model, not a curated record
AGGACCUUAGCUUCGUGAGACAUUUGGGAUCCGUAGCCUUCACAGCUGACCUGCUUGGAGCUCAUCAUGUCAAAGUUAAAAAGCUCGGAGUCCGUGAGGGUGGUGGUUCGCUGUCGGCCCAUGAACAGCAAGGAAAAAGCUGCUGCCUACGACAAGGUGGUAGAUGUGGAUGUGAAGCUGGGGCAGGUGUCUGUGAAGAACCCCAAAGGAGUGGCCCAUGAAAUGCCCAAGACCUUCACCUUUGAUGCAGUCUAUGAUUGGAACGCCAAGCAGUUUGAACUGUACGAUGAGACAUUCCGACCACUUGUGGACUCCGUUCUGCAAGGUUUCAAUGGGACGAUUUUUGCCUAUGGACAGACUGGGACUGGGAAAACCUACACAAUGGAAGGUGUUCGUGGUGACCCUGAAAAAAGAGGGGUCAUCCCUAACUCGUUUGACCACAUCUUCACCCACAUUUCUCGAUCCCAGAAUCAACAGUACCUCGUCAGAGCCUCCUAUUUAGAGAUCUACCAGGAGGAGAUCCGAGACCUCCUCUCAAAGGACCAGUCCAAGCGGCUUGAGCUCAAGGAGAGACCGGACACUGGCGUGUAUGUGAAAGAUCUGUCUUCCUUUGUCACCAAGAGCGUGAAGGAGAUAGAGCAUGUCAUGAACGUGGGCAACCAGAACCGCUCCGUGGGUGCUACCAACAUGAACGAGCACAGCUCUCGUUCCCAUGCGAUCUUCGUCAUCACAAUUGAGUGCAGCGAGGUGGGCCUCGAUGGCGAAAACCACAUCCGUGUGGGCAAGUUGAACCUCGUAGACCUCGCUGGCAGUGAACGGCAAGCCAAGACUGGUGCCCAAGGGGAAAGAUUGAAAGAAGCCACCAAGAUCAACCUCUCCCUCUCAGCCUUGGGCAAUGUCAUCUCUGCCCUGGUGGACGGCAGAAGCACUCACAUUCCUUACCGGGACUCGAAGCUCACUCGGCUUCUCCAGGAUUCCCUUGGGGGCAACGCUAAAACGGUGAUGGUGGCCAAUGUGGGGCCUGCCUCUUACAAUGUGGAGGAGACCCUGACCACUCUGAGAUACGCCAACCGUGCCAAAAACAUUAAGAACAAACCAAGGGUUAACGAGGACCCUAAGGAUGCCCUCCUCCGAGAAUUUCAAGAAGAAAUUGCUCGGCUCAAGGCCCAGCUGGAAAAACGAUCCAUUGGCAGAAGAAAGAGGCGGGAGAAACGGAGGGAAGGUGGUGGCAGCGGCGGGGGCGGGGAAGAGGAGGAGGAGGAGGGAGAAGAGGGAGAAGAGGAAGGGGAUGAUAAAGAUGAUUAUUGGCGGGAACAGCAAGAAAAACUGGAGAUUGAGAAGCGAGCCAUUGUAGAGGACCACAGCUUGGUUGCAGAGGAGAAGAUGAGGCUGCUGAAGGAGAAGGAAAAGAAAAUGGAAGAUCUGCGGCGGGAGAAGGCUGCUGCUGAGAUGCUGGGUGCCAAAAUCAAGGCCAUGGAGAGUAAACUGCUUGUUGGAGGGAAAAAUAUAGUGGAUCACACGAAUGAGCAGCAAAAAAUCCUGGAGCAGAAGCGGCAAGAAAUUGCAGAACAGAAACGUCGAGAACGAGAAAUCCAGCAACAGAUGGAGAGUCGAGAUGAGGAGACCUUGGAACUUAAAGAGACAUACAGCUCAUUGCAGCAAGAGGUGGACAUCAAGACCAAAAAACUCAAAAAGCUCUUUUCCAAGCUGCAGGCAGUUAAGGCUGAAAUCCACGACCUCCAAGAAGAACACAUCAAGGAGCGCCAAGAGCUGGAGCAGACCCAGAAUGAGCUUACCCGGGAGCUGAAGCUUAAGCAUCUUAUUAUUGAAAACUUUAUCCCUCUGGAAGAAAAAAGUAAAAUUAUGAAUAGAUCCUUCUUUGAUGAAGAGGAAGAUCAUUGGAAAUUACAUCCUAUAACCAGACUGGAGAAUCAACAGAUGAUGAAACGGCCAGUCUCAGCUGUGGGGUACAAGAGGCCACUGAGCCAGCACGCAAGAAUGUCCAUGAUGAUUCGCCCUGAGGCCCGAUACAGGGCAGAAAACAUCGUGUUACUAGAGUUGGACAUGCCCAGCCGGACCACCAGAGAUUACGAGGGCCCGGCCAUUGCCCCCAAAGUUCAGGCUGCAUUGGAUGCAGCUCUGCAGGACGAAGAUGAGAUCCAGGUGGACGCGUCAUCCUUUGAAAGCACGGCAAAUAAGAAAUCCAGGGCCAGGCCUAAAAGUGGAAGGAAGUCAGGAUCCUCCUCGUCUUCCUCAGGAACCCCAGCAUCUCAGCUUUAUCCACAGUCUCGGGGUCUGGUUCCAAAAUAAAUCCAGGCCCUCCUCCUCUCCCAGGGCAUCAACAGCAUUUGCCUUCUGAAUGAAGAGACAAGCAGAAGCCAGCAGAGACAACUUGGGCCUAAACUCAGAACCAUUCCCCUGAGGAGAAGCAAUGGCCUCUUUGCAGAGUAACUUGACUCAAGCUGGUUGAACUGUGCUGGUCCUGAUCUGGCACUCAGCCCCUCUGGGAAACCUCUUUUAAUUAGCAUCUCAGAAACGCAUGGGGUAAGGUAAAGUACGAUAGUGGAAGUGGAGACAAGGGAGUGUCCACCUCUUCUCCUUCCCUGCUUCUCCUGUGCCCUCCCCUUCCCCUACCGCCCCUUCCCUUUUCUACUCUCCUCUUCCAGCCUGUCCUUUAUUUACACUGGGCUCCCUGCUUGCUCAAACAAUAGGGCAGGUUCUGGAGUCACCUUUGCAGGACCAAGUUUUAGAGCUUCAGGCUCUAAAUGGCAGUGAGGCAGUGAGGUCGAAAAGUGAAAGCCCUAGAAUUGAAUGAGUUGUCUUAAGAAGAAAUGUGAAAUCUCACUUGGAUCCACAUCAUAGAUGGGCAUGAUCAAGUAAUCGUACUUUCUGUACCUUAGUAAGAAGGAGAUUUGCC